Molecule: messenger RNA, 574 nt
Organism: Lolium perenne
Lineage: Eukaryota; Viridiplantae; Streptophyta; Magnoliopsida; Poales; Poaceae
Source: RefSeq, a predicted model, not a curated record
UACCCUGGUACUAUAGCCAUCGAAACAAAGGAUAGACUUCUCCAAUAUUAUCAUAGGACAACCACAUGGCGGCGUUACGGCAGCUGCUGAACCGCGGGCUUCUCGCCGGCCGCCGCGCGGCCACGGCGCCACCACGAGCUACUAGCGCCUUCUCCACCACCACCACCGUCGUCGGCAGAAGCCAUGUUCCACAGUAUCGUCAGCCGCCGAUCCGAUCGCCGAAUCUUGACAUCCUCGCCAGGUCUCAAUUCAUCUGGGAGCAUGUAGACAAGAUAUUCGGGCUCCACCGCAACUACCCCUCCCGGCUCACGGCCGGUCUCCUGCUUUUGAACGGUUCCUACUGCCUUUCCGGCCACGUUGCGUCAUACCUAUCUCGUUCUUCGAAAUCCCCCAGCCAUGAGAUUAAGUAAGGCUACGCAUGGAUCAACGAGGCUCCCCUAGCUACCAGAGGAUGAAGAAAGUAACAGAAGCAGAUUUGGCAGAGGUUGUGCUCUACAAAAUUAUGUCUAGAUGCAUUCUAAUUAACCUCCGUGUCUAAAAAAUUAAGUCACUUAUUUUAGGAUUGAGGAUAUAC